Cyphellophora europaea CBS 101466 is the source of this 1443-nucleotide messenger RNA. RefSeq lists its product as uncharacterized. Bases 1 to 1443 code for a protein of 480 amino acids. The transcript has a single exon. The record is from RefSeq and is a predicted model, not a curated record. Lineage: Eukaryota; Fungi; Ascomycota; Eurotiomycetes; Chaetothyriales; Cyphellophoraceae.
AUGGCGACUUCGACAGGUCUUAGCCAAGUUGGUUGGCAGGGUGCGCGCGUGCCUCGACUCAAAUAUCGCAACCCUGUUCCGCAAGAUGACGCAAUCGAAGAAGUCCAUCAUGGAGGCCAUUCCACCGAUAAUCCUCAACGAGAGUCUGGUUCCACGAUCCCUGAUAUGCGCCUAUCGACGUCUCAAUCCCAUGAUCAGGGUGCAAACGACUCUCCACCAAAGUCGCCCAUGCCUCCUUCGGUCAUGUCGCCCUCCAAACCGCCUCCCAAGAAAACGUCGUCGCUAUUCGGAGGGCUUUUCGGUGUUAAAGAGCCCACACAGCUGGCCCUCACUCAGAUGUCCGCGCAGUUGACCGCUCAACACGGCUCAACUAGCGCUAACAAGGUGCCUAACGUUAGUAUGGAGAAGAUGCCACAGCAUGUACCAAAGGUCAAUGCGAAGUGGGAUGGAAUACCUGAUGCCAUCAAGCAACGGGAGAAGCGGGAGAGGGAACGCACCCGGGCAGGGAAGCGCAGGUCCUUGACCAGCUCCACCCUCAAAUCGCAUUCUUCUGAGCGCAUCGUUCGAGCCUCAAAUAGUCGAAGUUCUGACCAUAGCGGCACUUCACAAGACAGCCGAGCUCGGUCCGUAACGUCAGGCUCUCGCAAACAUAACUCCUAUGCCCCGAAUCCGCAUAGAUUUUAUGCACAAUCGGUGAAUUCCUCUGGAGAUCUGGCUGCUCAGCAAAGGCCAGAAGAGUCUUCAAGGCCGUCGUCUAUGUCCUCACCACCGCCUUCCGUUACAUCGACUUCGAGCAAGAGCCUCGCCAAUGUCAAUGUCUCCGCUGACCGCAUUCCCCCACCACCGAAAGUUCCAGCCCAUCUUCUGGGCACCUCUUCGAACUGCAAAGAUGCUUAUCAGGCACGAGUAUCUAGUGCACCGCCUGUUGAAUCCCUACCGGACCACACAAAGUCACCCGCGUUGACACCACGGGAGUGCUCUCCUGUUACUCCAGUACAGCAAGGCCACGAGCUAGCGUCGCCCAUCACGGUCCAAGGCCCGACACUGCAGCGUAACAGAGUGCCGCCAGCCGCAUCAGGGUCGGAUGUUUUGCCUCUGCCAAUCACGACAAAGAAGAAGGCAUCGGCUGCAUCGAAUGCUGCAUUUCUGGCUGGCGAAGCACAAGAAUUCCGGCUCCCUGACGAUGAGAGUAUUCGAUCCUACAGAUCAGUCCCAUCGGACGCCGUACAGCGAGUUAUCGCCGUCGAGAAAAGGCCCGAUAGUUCUCGCGAAAGACUCGGCUUACGCAGCAGCAUGGUGGUCAAGGAAGAUAUCCCGUGGGGUCAAGUACACGCCGACAGAUAUUAUCGACCUCCUUCUGCGGACGACCGUACCAAUGCGCAACUCAAGCCGAAGAGCACUAUGUCCAAAGCUUGGGGCUCGCUCCUGAAACGGGAGCUGUAA